Molecule: messenger RNA, 2005 nt
Organism: Zingiber officinale
Lineage: Eukaryota; Viridiplantae; Streptophyta; Magnoliopsida; Zingiberales; Zingiberaceae
Product: thylakoidal processing peptidase 1, chloroplastic-like
Exons: 7
Coding region: 240-1421 (393 amino acids)
Biological process (GO): thylakoid membrane organization
Cellular component (GO): chloroplast thylakoid membrane
Molecular function (GO): serine-type endopeptidase activity
Source: RefSeq, a predicted model, not a curated record
GCUUUUCCUUUCACACUUGGUUUCAGCUGCCGGCUGCCCUUCUACUCCGGCCGACUCUCUAGCUUUCCGAUCCCUCCGGCGCCGACCGAGUUCUCCCGAUUCCCCCUGCCCGUGUCCGGUUUGGCUUCCUCCGUCGUCGGAAUGGGUUACGCCUUCUGAUCCGCCGUCUCCCCUCCUCCUCGCGUUUUUUCUCCGACCCAGUGUAUCCCAUCCUCCGACACAUCUCCUACGUUGCGACUAUGGCUAUCCGACUCACCGUCUCCUUCUCCGGCUACCUCGCCCAAAACCUUACCGCCGCCGCCGUUGGGGUCCGCUGCGGCGGAAACGUUCGUCUUUUCCACGACGCUGGGCGUCCCGUUCCCCUAUUCGCAAGGAAUGCUUCCGAGCAUAGUCCCCCGCCGAUCCUCGAAUGCCGAUCCGUCUCUCACCAGGACUCGGCCCAGGUUUUCUUCUCCGAAGCCGUGCAGGCUAAGGAGUUGGGACCUUCUCUUGCUCCAGGCCUGUUCUCUGUGAUGUCUUCCGGCUCCAGAUCAACGGAAGGAUGCUUAAUGAGUGCCUCUUCGAUGUCGACGAUGGGCUUCAAGCCGUCGUCUUUGAUCCCUCUGUUCCAGACGUCCAGGUGGUUCCCGUGCAAUGAGUUCCUUACCGGGUCGACAAGAGUCGACUCAGUGGAUAAGGGAGGAACUUGUUCUUCAGAUCCUCCUUUGGAAGAAACGGCAAUGAUUUCUCCUGGCAAACCGAGUGGAGAGUCUAAGGAGUGUCGUAGCUCCGGUGCCAGAGUAAAUUUGAUGAGAGAGUUGAAAGAAACAUACGAUAUGAUGAACUCCCGCGAUAAGAGGAGCUGGAUCUCGCGGUUCCUGAGCUCUUGUUCAGAUGAUGCCAAGACAUUAUUUGCAGCACUGACUGUUCCGCUUCUGUAUGGAUCAUUCUUGGCAGAGACAAAAUUGAUCCCUUCCAAGUCGAUGCUUCCAACAUUUGAAGUGGGCGAUCGAAUUUUGGCUGAGAAGGUCUCUUAUCUAUUCGGAGAACCUGAAGUCACAGAUAUUGUUAUCUUCAGAGCUCCUUCAAUCCUACAGGAAUAUGGAUUUACAUCAGCUGAUGUCUUUAUCAAAAGAGUUGUGGCUGUAGCUGGGGAUGUUGUUGAAGUUCAUAGUGGCAAAUUGUUGGUGAAUGGUGUGAUCCAAGAUGAGGAAUUUAUUCUUGAGCCACCUGACUAUGAAAUGAAAUCAGUGUUUGUUCCUGAAGGUUGUGUCUUUGUGCUGGGGGAUAAUCGUAACCACAGCUUUGACUCACAUAAUUGGGGGUCUCUUCCAGUAAAGAACAUUCUUGGAAGGUCAGUUCUCCGCUACUGGCCUCCAUCAAGAAUCUCUGACACUAUCUACGAACCAAGUGUGAUGCCAAAUGUGAUGGAAAUUUCUUGAUACUUCUCUUCUUCAAGAACCAUAAAGACUGAAGAGGUCUGGGGACAAUAGUUUCCUGACAUUUAAUCCAUCAACCUAAGACCAGGGACUGUAUAUUUCCGACUUUAGUGCUUACGAUGUGAGGAAAUCAGGUGAAGCUUUCAGCCCAUCAACAAGACGGUGGGUUUUUUAUUUGUCAUGUAAUGCCAAGUUCAUUCUGCUCUGUUUGGCCAUGCGGAAUCUGCAUGGAGGCCACCUAUUCAGCCAUAGGAUUAGGCAGAUUCAAUUCCGAAAUCCACAUUAAGACAGCCCUUUAUUGAAAAAUCUGGCAGAGUUAACACUGGUCAUUCACAAUGACUAGAAGGUCUGCAGGAUUCUGUGUGAUUUUGUUGCCCAAAAAUGAAAUGAAAAAAUUGAAGGUGGGAGAAUGUUUAUGCAAGAUGCAAUUGUUUUGAUUAUCACAUUGGCAUAUUUUCACUGUCGAUAUAUUGUGAUUAGUGUGCUCGAGUGGCUCACUUUCUUAUAUGUUAUGAACUUGAAUAGAUGGUUUUAUGAAUGUAAUAAUUUGAAUGUAGAUAUGUUAAAUGUUCAAAAAGCUAGUGAUA